Molecule: messenger RNA, 1602 nt
Organism: Trematosphaeria pertusa
Lineage: Eukaryota; Fungi; Ascomycota; Dothideomycetes; Pleosporales; Trematosphaeriaceae
Product: DNA-directed RNA polymeras-like protein I 49 kDa polypeptide
Exons: 4
Coding region: 55-1389 (444 amino acids)
Biological process (GO): transcription elongation by RNA polymerase I; nucleolar large rRNA transcription by RNA polymerase I; RNA polymerase I preinitiation complex assembly
Cellular component (GO): RNA polymerase I complex
Molecular function (GO): DNA binding
Source: RefSeq, a predicted model, not a curated record
CACUUAUCGACCAUCAACGCUCCGGCGCAGCAGGAGCAUUGCAAGAGAGACAAGAUGGAAGAAAAGAAGCGAAAGAGGCGCGACGAGGGAGAUGGGCGGCCGGCGAAGAAGUACACGAUGGCUAGGCCGAUAGGCAAUAUGAGAGUCGAGUAUGUGGAGAAUAACGAUGUGCUUGGUCCGGUGUUAGCGUCGACACCGGGCCUCAAUUUUCCUUCUCACAUAUCCUUCAAACCGUAUAGACAUAGCACCAUCCUCCCUUCUGGCGAGAUUAACGAACUGCUCCUCCGAUCCUCCGAACACCCCCGCCUCGACUACACAGCGCAAGAAGAGAAGGACGGGAGCUCGGAAAGCAUGCUUAAGGACUAUAUCGGCCUCUACGACCCUGAGACGGGAAAGCUACAAAUCGUGCCUGUCAAGAAACUCACUGUGCGGAGCACAUUACGGAGCGAGACGGAAGAGCUCCAGGAAGAAGAAGAGCGCAUAGAAGCAGCAAAACAUACAAAGACUGCAAAGAGGCACGCCUUGGCCGCAGAGUUCGGAUCUAAGAAGUCGCGGAAGGCGAUUGAGGACAUGGCCUUGAACGCCAUCGCGCGGGGCCAGACUGGAGACCCCAAUGCCGUGCAGAACGACGCCGUGGCCUCCAACGUCUUACAAACCAUGUCAGACGCCACAGCCGCGAUGCCAACACGUGACGAUCUCGCCGCCGCAGUGGACAACUCGAAGCCCCGUCCACAAGCCAACCUCUCCGCCGAAUACCCCGUCGACGUAUACCCUCCGGCCACCAUAGUCGGCAGCGAGCUCAUGGAGCUCAUCCCAGUUAAAGACUGGGUCGAUGCUUCAGAGGCGGGUACAGGUGUCCAAGUCGGCAGCCGAUUCGUCGCAAGGCGCAUCCACAAACUCGCCAAGAACAAGCAGAUCGAGAAACUCAAGGUGCUCCGCUUCAUAAUGCUGUGCAUAAAAUUCAAUAAUGCUUUGAUAUCGAAGGGGAAAGGGCCGAAGAAAGUUCCGCCGAAGGGUUUUCUGGAUACGCUUAUAGGUGAUGAUGUGCCUGGCGCAAUUCCCAACACCAUUCGGAGGAAGUUUGUUACGGAGAACAACGACAUGUCCCGUUGGAACAUCGACUACCUCAUGACGCACAUCUGCGCCGCAGCGCUCAUCGUGGACAACAACGAAGUUGACAUUAACGACCUGAAAGAAGAUCUCAAGCUUGAGAACAAAGAAAUCCGACAGUAUUUCGCCGAACUCGGAUGCAAAGUUGCUGAACCGACGGAAACUGAGCGGACGAAGCUCAAGCUUUCGAAGGCAGAAAGUGCCAGUCAUUUUAUAGCGAAGCUUAAGCUGCCAUUGAAGUUUCCCAAAGUGAGGACUGGGUCGAGGAAGAGGAGGUAGAUGAUGGCGUAGUAGUACUUGACAAAAAGAUUGGAGAUGCAUGGACGAAAAUACGACGGCCACUGAGGGACCCUUCGGUGCUUUGACAGACCUCUGCUUGGAGCGUCUUUUGCACCUUCAAAUGGUGAUGACAAUGGAGCAUGGGAUCCACGGUUAGAAAAGACGAAAUGACAUUCACGCCAAGACCCAUGAACCCUUACAUCCCAACUUCCA